GAAAAAGACUUUGUUCAGCCAAAACAGGUGCUUUCUUUCGUUUCGACCAGCAACGUUGGGAAUCACGCCAAGGGUGAAAAUGGCGUUCGCCGUGCCGCAAGCAUGGCUCGGUGUUUCUCGUGCAGUGCGUUUUCCCCGGUCGUCGUGUGGUUUAAUUUUGUUGAAUUCAGCCUUGCGGCACAUCUGCUCCGUCCACUUGCUCAGGAACGGCAAUGUAAAUACUUCCCUAUUUCGUAGUUCUUUCGGCGCCAGGUGCUACAGCUCGCCGUCGCAGCGCAAAGGUUUCUUCGGACAGGUGUUCGAGAACAUAAAGCAAGAGAUGGUGCAAAACAAGGAAAUGAAGGAAAGCCUAAAGAAGUUUCGCGAGGAAGCCGCGAAACUUGAGCAGUCGGAGGCUUUGCGGAAAGCCAGGAUGAAGUACGAGAACAUCGAAGCGGAGACGGCGAAAGGCUCGCAGCAGAUCAUGGAGCAGCUCGAGUCGCUCAAGGAAAAGAUUAAGGAAGGCAUCGAGGAGGCCCAGAAGAGUGAGAUCGGCAAGAAGAGCCGCGAGCUGACCGAAGAGCUCGCCAGGUCUGCCAAGACGGCGGCCGAAACGUUAGCGAAGCAGGGUGAUCAGCUCGGCAAGUCGGGCGCCUUCCAGGCGGUGUCGUCGGGCAUCAAAGCCGUCAAGACGGAGAUCGACGAAGCGGCGGCGGCCGGUGCUCGCGUCUACAGGGCUCCCAAGGCGCUGCGUAAGCGCUCCGAGCUCGGCUCGGGUCAGGCAGACGCCCGAGUCGUGGCGCCCAACGAGGAAGCGACAGGUGUGGAACUUCACCGCGACUCGCGCUGGUACCAGAGCUGGCAGAACUUCCGCGACAACAACCCGUACGUGCACAAGUUCUUCGACUUGAAGACGCGCUACGACGAAAGCGACAAUCCUCUGGUUCGCGCCUCGCGCUCGCUCACGGACAAGGUUACCGACAUCUUCGGCGGCCUCUUCCAGAAAACCGAGCUCUCGGAGGUGCUUACCGAGAUCUGCAAAAUCGACCCUAGCUUCGACAAGAAUGAGUUCCUGCGCAUGUGCGAGACAGACAUUAUCCCCAACCUGCUCGAGGCCAUGGUUCGCGGCGACCUCGAGAUUCUGCGCGACUGGUGCCACGACGCGCCGUUCAACGUGAUCAGCACGCCCAUAAAGCAGGCCAUCCAACUGGGAUACCGCUACGACUCCAAAGUGCUUGAUGUGAUGAACGUCGAUCUAGCCAUGGGCAAGAUCAUGGAGCAAGGGCCCGUACUCAUUGUCACUUUUCAGUCACAGCAGAUCAACGUGGUACGCAACAGCAAAGGUGAAGUUGUCGAAGGUGACCCGGAGAAAAUUUUGCGCAUACAUCAUGUCUGGGUGCUCUGCCGAGAUCAGAACGAGCUCGAUCCCAAGGCUGCCUGGAAGUUGAUGGACUUGUCGGCCGCCUCGUCGGCGCAGUGGCUUUGAGUAGUGCUUACACGUAGCGCACUUUUGUUUUUUUUAGUUAGGACUCAUUACAAUUUAGAUAGUAUAGAUGCGUGUACAGUGCUUGCUGCUCUAAAUAAUACCACUAUCUUGGCCGCUCGCAAGGCAUGUGAGAGCCAGAACACACCACAAUCAUGCUCCAUCCCUCAUUUCAUGAUGGAUUGUUACGAAUUUCAUGCCAGAGGUUUAUAGAUAUGUCAAUUUGUGUUCAGAGAAUAGUUAUAUACUCACCAAAGCAUUAAAAGAUAAUGUUGGAACAUUUAGAUCAAUUUUCUACUUUUUUUACAGUUCAAACAUCUUGUUAUUGCAUAAAAUGCAUGCCUUCUUUUAUUGUGCUGCUGAUUCAUGUUAAGGAUAAACUGAGUCUUAUAGUCAUGCAUAUUUAAAUAUUAAUUAAUAAAUUUAAUACUAUCAACAAAAAGAAGCUGCAGCAAGCAUCCCAUGUGUGAUGUGAUGCUGAGCAUAAUUUCAUCAGUGUCAAAUUUUUGUCCAGAAUUUGGCAAUACAUUGUUACACACACCUUGUUAUUGUCCACUCCCUGUUUGUUCCAUAUUAAAGUGUUAAUUGAAAGAUUAAGCCUCAAAUAAGAAAAUUUUUGUCAGCACAGUUAUUGUUGCCAAAAAUUUAUUCCUUUGAAUGCAAAGGUUUUCUUACCACUCAUUAUUAUCGCCCAUUUUUUGCUUUAAGCCACGUUUAUUAUGAAUGUGACUGUCAUGCCAGAUAUGUCUGUUACCUUGAAACACUGUGUAGCUGUAUCUGCGAAUGCAGUAUAAAUAUGACAAGUUGAAUUCAGUAGCUUUAACUGAAGGGCUAGUUCAUAGCGAUAGCAAGGUAUACAGACACACUGAAAUUCCUCUGACAGUGUUCGAACAAGAUGUGGGUGAGACAAAUUGGCACGUCACAUUAUACGAAACAGAAAUAGCAGGCAUGACAUCACAAUAUCGACAUGGAAAAGAGCGAUGUCACUGGUAUAGUAGACAUCCCACUCUUGUGACGCAUAAAAUGUUACCGAUGCAAACUAUCAGCAUCUGUAGCUCGAUGUGUACUCUCCGUUUCUGCUCGAACCACUGUUUGGGUUUAGGUCCUUUUUGGCAGCAAAUACAAGUAUAGGAAUCGCAGAGUACUAUGCUGGAUCUCCUGCAGGGCUAAACAAGACGGGGGUCUGUCUGUUGGCUUGAUACUUUCUUGUGGCCAAGUGAUGCGCACUUCUCGUGGUACUAAAUGUCUAACUGCUCUUCAUGCAUUGACGGGGCUACAAUGCAACUGAUUGCUUGUUGAAUCACUGUCACAGUGACUAAACUCUUUUCCAGAAGUUCCGUACAGCAUUGUGGAAGCUACAGGCUUUCUCAACCAAUAAGGAGGGCGAGCACAUCUAAGUGUAUCCUUCCGAGCUCUGUCAUCUGCUAGCGAUGUGCGCUGCAGCAAAAGCGGCAAGAGCGUCUCGGGACACUGUGCAACUGCACAGUGAGAUGAGCUGUAAUUGUGAAAGUGGUUAAAUAUUCUCCUCGGCACCGUAAAAGUCCGCGUCUUCGAGAUACUUGCACGUAGACAUUUGAGGGAUAGGGUUCAGUGGCUCAUGUUUCGGUGGAAAGCGCCGCACUAGCCAAAUUCAUUAUGAAAGCAUUACCCUUCGUCAGAUUUCAUGUAUGCAUGCCCAUAGCGAAGUGCCGCUCCCGUUCGAUACGAAAUGAUGGUUCUAUUCCCGGUGCCUCGCCGUGCUUAUUGUGCUCCACUACCCACUUGUACAGCGCAGGCUCGCUGACGUUGGUGAACGCAGCCGUUCGCUUAAUAAGAGAGCUCAUGCUUGCAUUUAUGCCGCCCUCCUUACGCAGUGUCCCAAACACAUUUAGAGCCAACUGCUUCGCUCCCUUGUCGUAAAAGCUGAUCCGGGAACGAUACCGCACAGGCGAACCAGGCGCCUCUAUUUUGACAGGAGUAACCGAAUCUGCCACCGCGGACUAGUCACAACCCAAGACUGGGUUCCUCACAGGGCUGUGGACGCUCGGGCUGUGCGGACUACUCAUAAAAGUUUAGACAGUGUGGUACCAUUCCUGCGUACUUUAUAAG
Molecule: messenger RNA, 3550 nt
Organism: Rhipicephalus microplus (southern cattle tick)
Lineage: Eukaryota; Metazoa; Arthropoda; Arachnida; Ixodida; Ixodidae
Product: mitochondrial import inner membrane translocase subunit TIM44
Biological process (GO): protein import into mitochondrial matrix
Cellular component (GO): mitochondrial inner membrane
Molecular function (GO): protein-folding chaperone binding
Source: RefSeq, a predicted model, not a curated record